AUGGACAUCAAGCAACUACUCUUGCAGCCAGUAAACAGACCAAUCUCUUGUAUUGAGAUGCAUACUUGUGGCGAACCUACACGAAUCGUUAUUGACGGAUACCCUGAUCUCCAUGGAACGCUGCUGGAACAGCGUGCGGAAGCAAAGACCAAAUAUGACUCCCUCCGACAACGAGUUUUGCUGGAGCCUCGCGGACACUAUGACAUGUACGGUGCAAUACUUCGCCCACAAACGGAGCUUACCACGAGCAGCAAGGCCGACAUGGGUGUUCUCUUCAUGACUAACGACGGCUACUCUACAAUGUGUGGUCACGCGACCAUUGCGCUGGGACGGUUCCUCGUCGAUACCCACGACCUCCAUGUAUUCCCGAGGAGAAAUGAGAUAAAGUACGAUCAUCACACCCGUCAUGCAGUCAUAAACCUCCAUGCCCCAUGUGGGCUCGUUGAGGUGACUGUGCCGACCAAUGAAGAUGGGUCGGCAUCUGACCCUCAACGCCCUGUCUCCUUCGUUUCUGUCCCUUCCUUUGCAAAGGGUAUCAAUAUCACAAUUCCUAUACCUGCCCAUCUACGGUGGUCCGAGCUGCAAGAAGACAGGACCGAAGUACGCGCGAGCUUUGCGUACGGUGGAGCGUUUUAUUGCAUUGUUACGGCCGUGGAGCUAGGAUUUGCUAAUGGCCUUAGAGCAGUCGACCUUGAAGCACUGAAUCGUGCUUCGCGGGGUCUUAAAUCAGCAAUACUGGACAACGCAUCUCUCUCACGCUACUAUGAGCAUAGAGCUGAGCCGGAGAUGUCCUUUCUGUAUGGAGUGAUUGUCACUGACCACAUGGAGGCACAGAACGAAUCCGUGUCCGGAUCUGAACUGGGGGUAUGCUAUUUUGCUGCCGAAGAAAUCGAUCGCUCCCCAACUGGAAGUGGAGUGGCCGCUCGUGGUGCACUGGCGUAUCAUGACGGGACUCGCAAAGCAAACGAGUCGUGGGCAUAUCAUUCUUUGGUUUCCAAGCUCGGGAUCGGUCCGCCGUUUAUCGGGACGGUUUUGGAGCGAAAUAUGGUCGGUCAACCCGACGAACCAUCGGCAACUUCGGAAGACAUGGAAGUGAGGGUCAAGGUCGAGGGCCAAGCUUACUACACUGGAUUCAGCACCUUCUCCGUGGAAAAGGAUGACCCACUGGGAGACAGUGGAUUCGCUUUCAGGAAUCUGAGUGUUCCAUGA
Fonsecaea nubica is the source of this 1209-nucleotide messenger RNA. RefSeq lists its product as hypothetical. The coding region runs from base 1 to 1209 and encodes 402 amino acids. The transcript has a single exon. Gene Ontology annotation, molecular function: hydro-lyase activity. NCBI's taxonomy places the organism in Eukaryota, Fungi, Ascomycota, Eurotiomycetes, Chaetothyriales, Herpotrichiellaceae. The record is from RefSeq and is a predicted model, not a curated record.